CGGUGGUUCUCUCAGUGUUGAAGGUGUAUUAUAUCGGCUUUAAGGUUCUCCUGUACCAGCUCUUCAACAAAUCGUUCACUCUGCCAGGUACUCAUUAAUGAGUGAAGGUUCAUAAGGGGAUCUGGGUGCCUCGGAAGCAAUGGAGAUUAAAUGCUCGGAGAGUUCCCCAUCAGACCUCAAACUGGUCGCUCACCCCAGAGCAAAAAGUAAGGUCUGGAAGUACUUUGGCUUUGACACCGAUGCUGAAGGAUGCAUCUUGCACUGGAAGAAAAUAUAUUGUAGAAUCUGCAUGGCGCAGAUUGCGUAUUCAGGGAACACCUCCAACCUCUCCUACCACUUGGAAAAGAACCACCCAGAUGAGUUUUGUGAAUUCGUGAAGAGCAACACGGAACAGAUGAGGGAGGCGUUUGCCACGGCCUUUUCCAAGAUUAAGCCUGAGUCGUCUCAUCAUUUUCCGCAGGACGCCUUACUCAUGAAGCCCAGCUAUGGGUACGAGAACAGAAAACAUCAGGACCUGACCUUGGCUGUUGUCAGCUUCAUCUGCGAGGGAAUGUACCCCGUCUCAGUGGUUGAUGAGCCUGCCUUUAAAACCCUUCUGAAAACGGCUGACUCCAGAUACGAACUUCCUAGCCGGAACUACGUAUCGACAAAGGCCAUCCCUCAAAAGUACUAUCUAGUGCGGGAAGCUCUGUUUAAAGAACUUGCAGAUGUGGUGUGGUGCGCCGUUUCCACCGAUCUGUGGAGAAGCGAGACGCAAAACAGGACGUACAUUUCUCUCUCCUCUCAUUUUCUAAACAGGUGUAGUGUUAAUAGCCUUGUGCUUUUAACUAGGUGCUUGAAAACCUUCGAAGUGCCAGAAGAUAACAGUGCUGAGAAUAUCACACGUGCCCUGUAUGAGGCCUUUGUUGAAUGGGGGAUCAACUCCAAAGUCUAUGGUGCCACUACCAACUGUUCCCCAGAUAUAACGAAAGCUUGUUCUCUUCUCGAUCUGCCGGUGCACAUGCCCUGCUUUGGCCACACUGUCAAUAAAGGCGUUGAAAAAGCCUUCGAGCUUCCUAAGCUAAGCACCUUUUUAAGGCGCUGUAGAAAGCUGGUGGAGUAUUUCCAGCAGUCCAAUGAAGCGAUGUACAUGCUGAGAGAAAAGCAGAAGCUGCAAGGCCUGCCACAGUGCAUGCUGAUAAGUGACAGAGUCACCUGCUGGGUAACCACCCUUGCCAUGCUUCAGCGUCUUAAAGAGCAGCAGUUUGUCAUUGCUUCAGUCCUGGUGGACGACAGCAACAAUCACCACUUGAUGCUUGAGACGACGGAGUGGAGCAUAGUCGAUGACCUGGUAGACUUGCUGCAGCCUUUUAGGCAGGCGGCCGACAUGAUGAUGGCCUGCAAGUACCCCACAAUCAGUAUGGUUAAGCCCCUCCUGCACAUGCUCUUAAAUACGACCUUGAAAGCCAAAGACAGCGACCUCAAAGAGGUCAGCAUGGCCAAGGAGGUCAUCGCUAAGGAGCUGUCCUCCACCUACCAGCAGACACCCGAGAUCGACAUGUUUCUGAACGUGGCGACUUUUAUUGACCCCCGCUACAAAAAGCUUCCCUUUCUUUCUCCCUUCGAGCGGUCCCAAGUAGAAAACCGAGUCAUCGAAGAAGCUAAAACCGUGUUGGAGAAGUGUAAGGAAGGCUGUGCAGCUGACGAGCCACUGCAGUUCUCCGAUGAGCCGCCUGUGAAAAGGCAGGCAACCUCUUCUCCUCCGCCAUCCAGCCAUGCUGGCAACUUGCUGGCUGUGAUUUUCUGCCCCUCGGGGACUGACGAAAACCAGGAGGAGCUGCACGCUCAAGUGAUGGAGGAGCUGAGCAAUUUCAAAUCGCAGAAGGUUUUGGGGCUGAACGAGGACCCUCUCCGCUGGUGGUCCGACCGCUUGGCCCUGUUCCCGAUCCUUCCGAAGGUGCUCCAGAAGUACUGGUGUGUCCCGGCCACGAGCGUCUUUCCUGAGAGGCUCUUCACUUCUUCGGGCCACGUGCUGAGUGGGAAGAGAAACCGCCUUGCGCCCGCGCACGUGGACCAGCAGGUCUUCCUGUACGAGAACAGCCGCAACGGCUACGAGGCCGAGCUGGCGGGGGAGGAUGAGGGGGAAUGGGGCAUCGAACAGGACCAAGCGAUAGUUGUUGGAGAUGCAUUCAGCAUGCAGGGCUCUUUUAUCAAUGCAAAAGACAUUGGGUUCUUCUGAUCUCUGAAACACUGCAUGCAUUAUCCAUGAAGCAGAUUCUGUGAAAUAUAAUUUUGAAAUUGUUUUAACUAACUUAUGAAUGAACUGUAUAUUUUUCUUCAUUGGUUUUAGGUUAAAGUAUUAUACACCUGUCCUUAAAAUGCAUUGUAAAUUUACAUCUUACACUUUAACUGUGUAAGGUGAAUCUAGUUUAAUAUGUUUGACUGAAAUCUGUAUUUUUUUCUAUGAAGACAGUGGUGCAGCCUUACAGUUUUAUAUGUAAAUGCUCCUUUGAGAGAGCCUUUUUAGUGUGAUCAAUGUUUAUAUGCUUUGUGCAUUAAGAAUCACAUUAGUAGUGCAAGGUUACUUUAUUGGGCAUGUGUUACUUCCUUUAUUUCUAACUGUUUUGUCAUACAUUUACAGGAAAUGUGAACUUAUUUACUUUCUAAAGCGAGACUGUUCCAUUUGUCUUAGCUGUGUUUUGCCAGUUACAUAAAAUAACCCGAGAGUGGUCCUAGAUUUACAGAAAGAAGAUUGUUAUGGAUUUAAUUACUGGCGUUAUUGUCUCUUUUGUAGAAUGUCCUUUUUAGUGUCUUUUGCAACAAAGGUCAUUUUCACUGUUUCUGUACAUCUUUGGUGUUGGUACUUGAAGAUCAUCUACUGGCAUAAGACCAGGGAGUCAAAAAUAAAAAUGGUGAAACGAAUGGAGAAA
Messenger RNA from Lepisosteus oculatus (spotted gar), 2909 nucleotides. Its product is annotated as dehydrogenase/reductase (SDR family) X-linked. Gene Ontology annotation, cellular component: nucleus. Lineage: Eukaryota; Metazoa; Chordata; Actinopteri; Semionotiformes; Lepisosteidae. The record is from RefSeq and is a predicted model, not a curated record. Gene Ontology annotation, biological process: regulation of transcription by RNA polymerase II. Gene Ontology annotation, molecular function: DNA binding; protein dimerization activity.